AUGUCUUCAUCCGAACCCGCCCCCGCACCCCCAGCGCCUGAAAAUGGGGCCCCAGAGCUGGAUGUUGCUAAGCUCCAUGCUCUCCCCUCCGAACAACAGGACCUCUACCUGCUCACCUUCACCUCCGAUCUCCUGCAGUUCAUUUGCGGCCUCGAUUCCGCUCAACUAUCAGCACAACAGAAAUCCUUGAAAAAGGAAUUGUUCAAGAUCUUGACCCUUACCUCCCCCACAAUUACGAGAGUCCUCCGCAACAACCUUGGACGAUGCUUCGGUACGAUCCUCGCGAAAGGGGAUCGCGGGAUCCUCUUCGAAACAAUCACCGAUCUUCUGGGCCUCAUAAAUGCAAGCAAGAGCGAAGCCGAUGUGAAGGUUAAGUUCGCCGCGGCGCAUUGUCUGGGUGAGGUGUUUGCCACAGCUGGCGAGAGCGCAUUCAUGCAAUCCAACUUCGCAACGGCUAGCAUACUGAAGCUGCUCAAAUCAGCUAGUAAUCAUACAGGUCUACGGGGUGUCAUAUUCUCAGUACUCCGCAAGAUCGUGGUGGGCAUUGGUCUGCCGAUCGACGAGGCGACUGCUCGCGAUAUUUGGAAGCAAGCGCGCAACGCAGCGACCGGCGAUAAGUCUACAUUUGUGCAAGUGCAUGCAUGCCGCUGCCUGGAGCAGUUGAUUAAUACGACCCCAUUUUUUGAGAAUGUGAAUGACUUUGAGGUUCUGAAGACCAUGAUGUGGAAGGUCAUCGAUAGCCCCACUGCACCGGUUCGACAUGCCGCCGCGGCCUGUCUUGGCCGUGCUCUGAUUAAGCUUCACGCCACAGAAACGCAUGUUGCUGCGGCUCCAAAGCCAAAGUCUAAGAAAAUGAAGAGAAUGUCUAAGAUGCCGGGUCCCAGGCCCGGAGAUGAAGAAGAAGCCGAGAUGUCAGAGUCUUCUGUUGCACCAAAGAAAUCCGAAUCUCGAUUAUUCUUCCUUCUUCCAGAUCUCUUGCGCCAGCUUUCUUCGCAAUAUCUAAAGAGUACGACCUCCAAUCGCACUCGCGCAGGCAUCUGUAUGUGCUAUAAGUAUAUCCUACGCAACCUGGGAGAGCAGAUUGUCGAGGAGCGAUAUGGGGAGAUUGCCUCCAAUCUUUUUAUUGAACUCUUAAACCACCCGACCGUUACAUACAACCGAUUCCGUCUGCUUAUGACUCGCAAGUUUGUGAAGACUAUUCUCGAGGACACCAUUGGCGGUGAAAUGCUCCAGGAGAGCAGCCGGCUUAAUGCUGCCAAGUGGAUAAUCAACGAGAUCUUGAGGGACUAUCCGCAAGUGAUCCAAGAACGUCGCGAGCCUAGCAAGUAUACGUUGACCAGUGCUGUCAGUGCUUUGUCGUCCCUGAUUUCAUCACUCGGAUCCGCUUUUGCCGUUCAUGCCGAUAGCUGUCGUGAUGCCUUACUUCAGGUCUUACCUCAUCCCAGCUACACGGUUCAGAUUCAUACCGCGCAUUGUUUACGCAGCUUUGUGCUUGCUUGUCCCUAUCAACUUCUGUCUUGUGUGACCAUCUGCAUGAAUAGCUUGAACAGGGAGAUUGGGCAACUCGCUACGCCAAGACAAUCAUCUCGUCGAUGUGUUGGAUAUGCAAACGGCCUCUCGGCGAUGCUGAGCACUUCGCGCCUGCAGCCACUCUAUGGAGCUGUUGAUGUAUUUGCGCGGAUAUUCUCCCAGGCCACAGAGCUAUUGAAGACUAGCGGCACUUGUGAGCUUCGGGUUGCGAGCACCCAAAUCCAGGUUGCAUGGAUCUUGAUUGGAGGCCUCAUGCCACUUGGACCGAGCUUCGUCAAGAUUCACCUCUCCCAACUCAUGUUACUUUGGAAGAAUGCUCUGCCAAAGCACCUGAAGAAGGAGAACUCUGCCCAGCCAAGCAAUUUAGAGACCAGCUUCCUCGCUCAUGUGCGAGAAUGUGCGUUGAGCGCCCUACUGGUGUUCAUGGAAUUCAACAGCAAGCUUAUCACUGCAGAUGGUGCGAAGAGAAUUGCUGCCAUGUUGCAAAAUACCGUCGAAUUUUUGGAUGAUUUGCCGCGGCCUAAGUCCAUGGAAGAUAUUUCUCAACGUCUCCACCCCUCCCUUCAGCUUCAUGACUUCACCACGAUGGUUCGUCGUCGGGUUCUCCAAUGUUUCUCGAAGUUGGUGCAUGUUCAUCAUCCCAGCCAUGGCGAUAUUAUCUCCCAGUCUAGUUUGCUAAGUCUGGCUAUUUCUUCCUUUGCGGAUCCAGAUGCCCAGUACAGGCCGUUGGAGAGCUCAAUCGCAGCUUCCACGGGUCAGUUUGAUGGCUUGUGGGACCUUUGCGACAACUACGGCUUUGGAGUGACCGGACUUGCUCGAGAAUACAUCUUGGCGGCGUUGUCUGGAACCCACGGAAGUGAAAAUACGCCAACGUGGUCUGCAAUUGAUUCUGCCGAUGAUGUUGCUGAUGAUGCUCUGACUUUCCCUGUGUGCCAAGCCAGCGAGCACGACUCGGUGCUUCUGUACAGCUUGCGAGAUGGUGAUUCUCUCGUAGUGGAUCCCCCGACUACUGGUGUUGUCAACUCUGCAAUUGACCUGUUUUCGGUUGCUAUUGCUUUGCACUCCCCUAAGAUUCAAGAAAGUAGCGUUGAGCAGAUUGCCUCAUUCCUGACAUCUCCGGCUCUUCAAAGGAAUCCGGGACGCAAGGCCGCUUUGGGUGUGAACGUUGCUGUGGCCCUUCUGCACGCCCUCAAAGUUGCAGUGAAGGAAACAGACUUCGUGGCUGGAAAAUUGAGUACAUCGACGGAAAAGCCCUUGCAAGAGCUCAUUCAGAAAUUCACCAUCGAUGCCGACCCUAUCGUUCGAACAAUUGGUGUGGAGGCACUGGGUCGUUUGUGCGAUAGUGCCGGGAACUCCUUGACUAAUACCCAGGUCAAUUGGCUUGUGGACACCAUUGUUGCAAACCGAGAGCCAAAUGCCCGCGCUGGCUGUGCUGCUGCCCUUGGAUGCAUCCAUUCACAGGUCGGUGGUAUGGCAGCUGGUCUGCAUCUCAAGACCAUUGUUGGAGUUCUAAUGUCUCUUUGCAAUGAUCCUCACCCAGUUGUCCAUUUCUGGGCUCUUGGUGGAUUGGAAAGAGUGGCCAACUCUGCAGGUCUGACAUUUUCUCCAUUUGCCUCUAGUUCAUUGGGCAUGUUGGCUCAGCUAUACAACGCUGAUACUCACAAUGAAGAAUGCGCAGCCUUGGCGACUUCUAAUAUCGAAAUGUCAUUCUUAACGCCUGUUGUUAUUGGUCGAUGCGUUGAUUCGCUCAUCAAUGUUCUUGGCCCAGAUUUGCAAGAUAUUGCAAAGACUCGCAACCUCAUUCUGACUCUCCUCCGGCAAUUCCAGUUGGAAGAAAACGCUGCUUUGGUCACCGAGAGCUCCAAAUGCUUAGAUCACUUCUCCCUUUAUGCCUCGAGCUAUGUGGAUUUCCCUGGAUACGUGAAACGUUUGCAGAAGGAGCUUCGAGCAAACAACUCAUUUAUGCGAGACGUGGCUGUGCGUGGUCUAAGCAAUUUGAUGAAGCGUGACGCCACAUCCGUGGUGCAGACUGCAAGCGAGACUCUUGAAGAUGAUAUUUGGCUUGCAUUCGAUGAUGCGCCGGAUAACCUUCCAAUCAAGACUAUGAUUCAGGAAUGGCUGCAACAAACAGCACUUACAGAGACCGAGCUGUGGAUUCAGCGUUGCCAGAACAUCAUGACCAAGACCCGUAAUAAGGUGGAAGUGCUACCAACCACAGCAAUCCAGACGGCUGCGGCUGACAUUCCGGACGACGAAGUCGCUGGCUUCGCCUCUGCUGCCGCCGGAGAUAACCAAGGCGACCCUACAAACGGAGCUAUCACCGGCCAGGAAUUCCUAAAGUGGCAAACGCGCAACUUUGCCAUGGCCUGCCUUUCCGAGCUUCUAGCGACAGUACAGGAAGCUAUUUUGCCUGAUCAAUCAAUUCCUGCAGAGCUGGCCCUUCAAUCCAAAGUCGGGGAUAUCGUCAGAAUGGCAUUUUCAGCUUCGACUGCUAAUGUUAUCGAGCUCCGCGUGUGGGGUUUAAAGAUUAUUGAUCAAGUUUUGACCAUGUUUGGCAAGACCCCAGACCCAGAUUUCGCCGAGGCGUCUUUGCUUGAGCAGUACCAGGCCCAAAUCGGCUCUGCUCUCACUCCUGCGUUUGCGGCCGACUCGUCACCUGAGCUAGCUUCUGAGGCAAUUAACGUCUCGGCCACUUUCAUUGCGACUGGAAUUGUCACAAACGUGGAUCGGAUGGGAAGAAUCCUAAAACUUUUGGUCCUUGGCCUCGAAAACUUCUCGAGAGAUCCCGAGACUACUAAUAUUGGCGAUUUGAAAGGCUUGAACUCAAACGCCCGGGUUAUGGUCAAGCUAGCCCUCUUUUCUGCUUGGGCCAGGCUUCAGAUUGCCAGUAUUGAUCAGGAAUACCUCAACCAGGUCGUUCAGCCUUACGUUGCCAAGCUCACUCCACUUUGGCUUGCCUCUCUCCAGGAGUAUGCUCGGCUGCGCUUCGAGCCAGAUAUUUCUGGUGCGUUAGGCACAAGCACUCAAAGUAAUGAUUUGGAUGAGGUUUACGCUGCAUUGAACCGUGAGACAUUGCUCAAGUUCUACCAAGAUACCUGGCUCAAUCUCGUUGAUGCAAUUGCUGGCCUGGUUGAAAAAGACAUUGACUUUGUUUUCGAUGCGUUGGAUGGCAAGUUGCAGCUGCCAGAGGAAUCCGACAAAGCCAAGGAAGAUGAAAACAAAGAAGGCCAAGAACUUACUAAAACCGAUUCUGAAGGCAAGGGCCAUGAUAUCAAUUAUCGUGAGGAGCCUGUCGCAUUCUUCUUUGUUCUGUUUGGCCUUGCCUUCGAGUCUCUAGUCGACCAAGGAACUUCUCCUUCACAGCGCCUCGCAAUCCUCCAGGCUCUCAAACGAAUUCUUCGGCCCAUUAUCUCUGGAAAUGCUAUCUACCAAGAUGCCAUUUUCUCAGAGACUAUGGAUACCUUUGACCGGCUCGUCUUGACAGAGAGCACACCCAUCCAGACCGUCAUUGUGGGCAUUGCGCAGAAUCUCUCGCUUGACCAUCCUGCGGCGCAAAGUGACCAGGAGCGGAGUGAUCAUCUGUCGGAUGAUAUCGAGCAGCUGUUUGAGUUGACUAGAAGUAUCAUUCUGGUUCUUGCAGGCAUGCUCCCCAACCUUCGUGAAUCAACGCCUCUAGCACGGUUCAACGUGUCUUCGGAUGAUUCCUUGGCUCUCAUUCGCUUAGCACUGCGCUCUCUCGUUGAUGUUGCGUCUGUGUUCCCUUCCAUCAUCCGCAACGACCUUCAUGCUUGUAUCCUUCAUAUUUUCACCACAAUUCUCGCAACUGGAAUCUGCCAGACCGAAGUUGUACCACAAGCUCUUCCAAUUUUCCGACAGUUCAUCUACGGAAUAACACACUCGCCCGAAGUCGGAGACGACAUGGAUGUGGUUACUUACCAGAUGCGAGGAUGUCUUACCCGCUUCUUGACUAUUCUCACAAUUGCCCAGCGUCGCGAGUCGGAAACUUCCAUGCCCUGCGCCAAAAAUACCCUUUUGGCUAUCACUUUCCUGAUUACAGCAGGUGGACAUGUCCUGCCGCCACAAGAUCCACUCAUCACGCGCGUCCUCGACGAGCUCCUCGAUUGUCUCCAAGACGUCGGCCUCGCCACCGUUGCCGCGAGCUGCCUUCGCUCGAUCGUGCUCAAGCCUAGCCCCCGUUAUACUACCGAUGAUGUGAUCUCCCGAUACCUCCUUCCGCGUCUAAUCGCGUUCCUCGUUGGCUGCCCAUCCGACGCAGGGGAAGUUCCGACCGACCCAGAGAACUCGCGAACAGUCAUUGCUCGCACGCUCGUGUCCUGCGUGUCUAACUCGACAUUCUCCCCGGCUGAGGUCCCAGCUGCCGUCUCGCUAGUAAUGUCCGCAUUGCUAGCCCGGGCUCAUCGCGAGGGACCGUCAGUCCACAAGGAAUCUGCUGGCCAUCUCCUUGAACUAGCCAAAGCAGACCAGGUCAGUUUCCGGUCCUUAGUGGCGAGUAUGAAUGCAGACCAAAAAUCUCUUCUGGAGGACGUUCUCCGCAGUGCUGGUAUUGGAGCCAGUGCCUCGGCGGACGGUGAAGCAAAUGAUAAUGUACCGCAAGCUGCACCAAGUAUUGCUCUGCGCAUGGAUUUCUAG
Molecule: messenger RNA, 6180 nt
Organism: Penicillium verhagenii
Lineage: Eukaryota; Fungi; Ascomycota; Eurotiomycetes; Eurotiales; Aspergillaceae
Product: AP-1 complex accessory protein LAA1
Exons: 4
Coding region: 1-6180 (2059 amino acids)
Biological process (GO): retrograde transport, endosome to Golgi; endocytosis; intracellular protein localization
Cellular component (GO): membrane; Golgi apparatus; endocytic vesicle
Source: RefSeq, a predicted model, not a curated record